Leptopilina heterotoma is the source of this 318-nucleotide messenger RNA. RefSeq names its product CCHC-type zinc finger protein CG3800-like. Lineage: Eukaryota; Metazoa; Arthropoda; Insecta; Hymenoptera; Figitidae. The record is from RefSeq and is a predicted model, not a curated record. Bases 1 to 318 code for a protein of 105 amino acids. The transcript has a single exon. Gene Ontology annotation, molecular function: zinc ion binding; nucleic acid binding.
AUGUAUGCAGGAAUUGUGUCAGGAGGAGCCAAACCAGUUGGUUUGCCAAAUGUAGAACAAAAUUGUUCACAAGCGGCAACAAAGCAAUUUAUGGGAGUUUGCUUUCAGUGUCAGUCUAUAGGACAUCGGGCCAGAGAUUGUCCCAGGAGGAUCUGUUUCCAAUGUCAGCAACAUGGACAUUAUGCCAAACAAUGUCCCCUGAGGCAAGCCCAAGUGGAGUCAUGCCUAGUGUGCAAAACACAAGGAGUAAACUUUUUGAGCUGCCAGAAUUGUGUGGCAAUACGGAGAGUCUUAGAAAGCAGUGCCUGGAGGGCAUAG